This is a messenger RNA of Xenia sp. Carnegie-2017, 3186 nucleotides long. RefSeq names its product serine/threonine-protein kinase/endoribonuclease IRE2-like. The coding region runs from base 947 to 2617 and encodes 556 amino acids. Gene Ontology annotation, cellular component: IRE1-TRAF2-ASK1 complex. The transcript is spliced from 9 exons. Gene Ontology annotation, biological process: intrinsic apoptotic signaling pathway in response to endoplasmic reticulum stress; mRNA processing; IRE1-mediated unfolded protein response. The record is from RefSeq and is a predicted model, not a curated record. NCBI's taxonomy places the organism in Eukaryota, Metazoa, Cnidaria, Anthozoa, Malacalcyonacea, Xeniidae. Gene Ontology annotation, molecular function: RNA endonuclease activity; ATP binding; protein serine/threonine kinase activity.
GUUUUUGCUGAAGUAUUUUGCAUGGGCAUUUGACAUUAAGUUUAACUUUCACAAAAUUCCUUAAAUGUUCUCUUCCAUAACCCCUUCAUAGUGCAUACAGUGGAUGCUCAGCAUUUUUUCCAAACCCCAGCUGAGAUAAUUAAAUUCCGACUAUUCUUAAAUCAUGCUGAAUAUUUAUGAUGAGAACGUUGAAAACAACUCAUUUGUGUAAUGUUGAUUUAUGAGGUAGACGGAAACAAAACCGAUGACGAUUCUUGAAGAUUGAAGAAAUUUUUGGUUGAUGAUAAGAAUGACUACGAUUAUCACGGUGCAAAAGCAGAAGCUAGAGCUUAAUGUUUUUGAUGGCCUUGCACUCAUUGUCAAACUGUUGGAAACAAUAUGAAACAAUGAAUCUGAAUUGAAUAAUCAAACAGACGCGAGUGCAAAACAUUUGGAUGGCAAAGCUGAGACUUUGGUAUAGUCAUGCUACGUCAUCCCAGCUGAUCAAAAUGCCCGAUUGAGGUCCUCAGUUCUCGUAUUGAAGACCAAAAAGAUAACAUGAAGGAUUGUUUGCCAUGUCUUUCAGCCUCCGAUGACCCGACCGAUUUUUUGAAAAAAUUGCAAAACUUGACAUUUUUGUGAAUUUUGCAAAUGAGAUUGAAGAUGCAUGACACAAGAGACAUUGCUUUUUAAAAUAUAUAAAUUUUCUCCAACGUUUACAGAUUUUUUUUACAUAAAGGGAUGUAUAAAUUUUUGCCAGCCGAUGUAUCUUAUGUGCAAGAUCAAAGAGAACAGAAAAAGGAAUUUUAUCUACUGCCUUUUGUUUAAUAAAAUCUGUAUCAAACGCCUUAUCGAUGGAAUAACGGCAAAGAACUUGGCUUUGAUCUUUUUCAUUUAGCCAAGUGAAAUUGACAAACAUGCAUUUUUGAUUGCAGAUUUACUGAGUCUCGGUAAAUUUACACAAUAAAUGGCAUUAAUCAACUACAAUGAAGAACUUGAAUCCAAAGAAUUGCAAAAAAAAUUUGAACGCCUGCCUUUAACAAAAAGUUCAUCAAAAGAUGACAUUGCAGCAGAAGCAAAAAGGUCCUUUAAACCACGACGUUAUGUAGCAAUAAAGAUAUUUAAGAAACGUUAUCCUAAAGAAAGGAUAAAGACAACGAAACCACCACAUCGUACAGAAGGAAUAAAGACGUCGAAACCACCACAUCGUACAGAGCGCCCUUCCAAAGACUUUGCAUCUGCGCCUGGAGGAAAGCCUACAGAAAGUUACAAACCUCAAAACGAUGCAGAAGCUACUUUCAAGGAUGACGAAUUGUCGAAACCGUGGAAAUGUAUUGAUAAAUCAAAAAUGCACGAGGAAAUGCUCAGAAAAUUGGAGAAAUAUUGGCGGGAAAAUCCAACAAAGUUUAAAUUUGUUAAUGGUGUUCUUGUAAUUUUCUCAGAAGAGUUUUUACUUGGCAAAGGAAGUGACGGAGCCCGUGUCUAUCUUGCAUUGGGAAAAGACGGUUACGGAAAAGCUGUUAAACGACUUCUUCAAGAUAGUUGCACAGAGUUAGCCAAACAAGAAAAAGAUAUUUUGAUUGAGUUUAAUGCAAAGCGUUCAAAUUAUGUUGUGAGUUGGUACCUUGAAGAAGAAUCAGGCGCAGAAUAUACCCAUUUGGUAUUAGAUUUAUGUGAAGAAUCGUUGGAGAGUUUUGUGGAAUCUUCUACAUUUGAUGAUCUUCAAAAAGCACUUCCUACAAUUCUUAAGCAGAUUUUAAAAGGUUUAGCUGAUCUUCACAGUGGUCCGUGUCCUAUUCUUCAUCGGGAUUUGAGACCAUCAAACGUUCUUCGCGAUGUACAAGGAAAUUUUUUAAUUGCUGACUUUGGUAUAAGUCGAAUAUUAUCUGAUGAAACUUCGACACAUCGGAGCAUACAAAGAGGAGCUAAAAAUUGGAUAGCUCCAGAGUCAUAUGACGCAUGUGAUGCAUCAAUUGAUAAAGCUCGUUACAAUAAACAGUCUGAUGUUAUGAAUGCCGGAAUGGUGGCUUAUUAUGUUGCAACAAAGGGAAAACAUCCUUUUGGACAUGAACGGCUUAGACUGGACAACAUUUUGAAAGGAAACCCAGUUGGCUUGGACGAAAUCGAGGAUGCCACGCUCAAAGACCUUUUAUCGUGGAUGCUACAGCUAAAACCAGAAGACAGGCCAUUAGCCAACGAAGCAUUGAAACAUCCUUUUCUUAUGUCGGAUGACGUAAAGUUUGAAAUGUUAUGUAAAGUUGGGAACCAACGACCGAUUAAAAUAAAUGAUGUCAAUUCAAGUGUCGUUCAACAUUUGAAUAGCGAACCCUCCGAUUGGAAAAGUCGCAUACAUCAUGAUGCCUAUGAUUAUUUUUGUACUGAUAAGGUGAGUGGGAAGAUUGUUAAAUAUGGGCCUUCAUGGACAGAUUGCUUAAGAUUUAUUCGAAAUUGUUGCCUGCACUGGUAUGAUAAACCACGGCCAACACCACAACCUGAACCACUUGAAAAGAUUGGCGAUCCAAAGGAGUACUUUCUUGAAACAUUUCCAAAUCUUCCUGUUUUGGUGCAUGCGGCUGUCAGAUCAAAUAAUGAAUGGAAAAACAAACCAGAACUCAAAACCUUUUUCAUUUUUCAUUGAAGUAUCAAGAAUCAAUAUAUAAACAUUUUACAGACCGCAAAUUAUGUUUGAGAAAUAUUUUUACAGAUGUAAAAUAAAAACACUCUUCAUCAUUAAGUAAUGCAUUAUAUAACAUUAAUUGUAAUAAACUUUUUAGAUUUUGGCAUGGUUAUAAUUUUGGUAAUUAGAUUUAAGGAUGAAGGACUAUAACAAUUAAAGUCGACAUUGGUCUUCACUAAUAUCAUUGACCAAGGACAAGACCACUACAAGAACUAUUUUAUAAGAUUGGCAAGCCAAAGGAGUGUUUAUUCUCAAGUCAAAUGACGACUUGAAACAAAGCAAAACAUGAACUUGAUGAUGAUGUAAUUGAGGAAAUAACGAAGAAAUAAUACGUUGAGAAUAACUGUUAUUAUAUUUUGGUUAUAUUUGGUAUCUCGAUUGCUCAUUAGUGCAUUGUAAUCGAUAAUUUAUGGCAAUUAUUUAUUGUUGAUUGAACUGAGUAGUAUAGUUAUCAUUGUGACAAUGAAUCUGAACGCAUAAUACUUUUCAAUGUGUAUUAAAUACAUCGAAAUAUUUGCAUUAUGUAAAAA